This is a messenger RNA of Triticum urartu, 1019 nucleotides long. RefSeq names its product oxalate oxidase GF-2.8. Lineage: Eukaryota; Viridiplantae; Streptophyta; Magnoliopsida; Poales; Poaceae. Gene Ontology annotation, molecular function: manganese ion binding. The record is from RefSeq and is a predicted model, not a curated record.
ACUCACUCAUCCACCACAGCUUAGCAGCAACCACCAGUGCCUUACACACUAUCCAUCAACAAACUCUAGCUGAUCAGUUGCAUAGCAAGCAAUGGGGUGCUCUAAAACCCUAGUAGCUGGCCUGUUCGCCAUGUUGUUCCUAGCUCCGGCCGUCCUGGCCACCGACCCUGAUCCUCUCCAGGAUUUCUGUGUCGCUGACCUCGACGGCAAGGCGGUCUCGGUGAAUGGGCACACGUGCAAGCCCAUGUCGGAGGCCGGCGACGACUUCCUCUUCUCGUCCAAGUUGGCCAAGGCCGGCAACACGUCCACCCCGAACGGCUCGGCUGUGACGGAGCUCGAUGUGGCCGAGUGGCCUGGUACGAACACGCUGGGCGUGUCCAUGAACCGGGUGGACUUCGUGCCAGGGGGUACAAACCCGCCGCAUAUCCACCCCCGCGCCACCGAGAUCGGCAUCGUGAUGAAAGGUGAGCUGCUCGUGGGAAUCCUCGGCAGCCUUGACUCCGGGAACAAGCUCUACUCGAGGGUGGUCCGGGCCGGAGAGACCUUCCUCAUCCCGCAGGGCCUCAUGCACUUCCAGUUCAACGUCGGUAAGACCGAGGCCUCCUUGGUCGUCUCCUUCAACAGCCAGAACCCCGGCAUCGUCUUCGUGCCCCUCACGCUCUUCGGCUCCAACCCGCCCAUCCCAACGCCGGUGCUCACCAAGGCACUCCGGGUGGAGGCCGGGGUCGUGGAACUUCUCAAGUCCAAGUUUGCCGCUGGGUUUUAAUUUCUGGGAGCCUUCCCUGAAAUGAUCAAUAUAUAAUUCCAUAUAUGCAUGCUAGCAAAAUUUAAUAAUUCUCACCAGAAGACAUGUAUUCAAGUUUCAGGUUAAUCUCGCAUGCAGUCGUGUAAUAAGAUUGAAUAAGUUAGCCUCAUGGUGUAGCCUUUGAUCAGAACCAAUAUGAGGAAUUGAAUGUACUACUUUUUAUUGUCGUCUUUGUUCUUUUCACUGAACGGAAUAUAUAAUAAGCAUUUUCGUA